GAAGAGAGAUCUAAAGUAGAUGACUUGAGAGGAACCCCCAUGUCUGUCGGGACCUUGGAAGAAAUCAUAGAUGACAAUCAUGCCAUUGUCUCAACUUCAGUCGGCAGUGAACACUAUGUCAGUAUUCUGUCCUUCGUUGAUAAGGAUCAGUUGGAACCUGGUUGCUCAGUUCUACUCAAUCAUAAGGUUCACGCAGUUGUUGGGGUAUUGUCAGACGAUACAGACCCGAUGGUCACUGUUAUGAAGCUGGAGAAGGCACCUCAAGAAACAUAUGCAGAUAUUGGAGGACUGGAUCAGCAGAUACAGGAGAUUAAGGAGUCUGUGGAACUGCCCCUGACUCAUCCGGGAUACUACGAAGAAAUGGGAAUCAAGCCGCCUAAGGGUGUGAUUUUGUACGGACCUCCUGGCACGGGCAAGACACUCCUGGCAAAGGCUGUUGCCAAUCAGACAUCAGCGACGUUACUCAGGGUGGUUGGCUCUGAACUGAUUCAAAAGUACCUGGGUGAUGGACCAAAAUUGGUGAGAGAGCUGUUUCGGGUGGCAGAAGAACAUGCUCCGUCCAUCGUAUUCAUUGAUGAGAUUGACGCUGUGGGGACUAAGCGUUACGACUCCAACUCCGGUGGGGAGCGUGAGAUCCAACGGACUAUGUUGGAGCUGCUUAACCAGCUGGAUGGCUUUGAUUCUCGUGGAGAUGUCAAG
This is a messenger RNA of Homalodisca vitripennis (glassy-winged sharpshooter), 699 nucleotides long. Its product is annotated as 26S proteasome regulatory subunit 4-like. Gene Ontology annotation, molecular function: ATP binding; ATP hydrolysis activity; proteasome-activating activity. Gene Ontology annotation, cellular component: proteasome regulatory particle, base subcomplex. The record is from RefSeq and is a predicted model, not a curated record. NCBI's taxonomy places the organism in Eukaryota, Metazoa, Arthropoda, Insecta, Hemiptera, Cicadellidae. Gene Ontology annotation, biological process: proteasome-mediated ubiquitin-dependent protein catabolic process.